Messenger RNA from Maylandia zebra (zebra mbuna), 2575 nucleotides. RefSeq names its product opa interacting protein 5. Lineage: Eukaryota; Metazoa; Chordata; Actinopteri; Cichliformes; Cichlidae. Gene Ontology annotation, biological process: chromosome segregation; CENP-A containing chromatin assembly. The record is from RefSeq and is a predicted model, not a curated record. Gene Ontology annotation, cellular component: chromatin; chromosome, centromeric region; nucleus.
AUACAUUUAAAAUAUUAAAAUUUAAUCAGUCACAAUUUUUUUGUUAAACUUGUAGAAAAGUGUUAUUUGGUAUCUUGCACAUUUCUUUGUAAGGGCGUGGUUACGCUGAGGGCGUGCUUUCCUCUGUUGUUCAAAUUCGCGAGGAGGCCAAGUUGCUGGCUAGGCACCGUGAAGCAUGGAAUUUAACGACAGCUUUUUAAUUAAACACACCGAUGACUUAAAGCUGCCGGUCACAGGAACAGUGCACAGACAGCAGAUGACUUUCCACUGUCAGCAGUGCAACGCCGUCCUGGCGGACUCCACAGGCGUCUGUGGAGAGAUGAAAAGCAUGGACUCGCUUAUGUGCUUAAGAGUAACCAACGAUGUAGUCAUUAGUGACAAGAUGGAGUCAGAACAUAAAGGGGAAAUGACUAAUUGCAUCUACAGCUCUUUAAAAUGCCGUGGCUGCCGCUGUGCUCUGGGGAAAGUCAUUCACUCAGCACCCUCACGUUUGGCUCUGAUUCGGUCCAUCUUUCUCCUCUACAAAGCAAACAUCAACUGUUACAUCCUCAACAGCAGCUCCUUGGUGAAGGCAUCCACACUCACAUUUGAUCAGAAGCCGCUCAGACAAAGCAUGAAUGAGGUGAGACAACAGUUUGAAGCACAGCUGGAACAGAUGUCACGCAUUAAGAACAGACUGGUAGACAGAAGUGUUACCAGUAAUAUGGUCAACUAGUGUACACAGGACACCCAGCUCAACCUGGGAUUAGGGAAAAUAUGUUCUUCAGUCUGCUGCGUACUGUAGAUGGUUUUUGGUGAUGGUGGCAUUUAUGCGCCUCCAUAUGCUUGUAAAGAAAAUUAUAUCACUAAUAAUGGAUUAGAGCUGAAAUGUGUUUGUUCCAUCGGAAAAUAAAGGGAAGAUCAGUGAACACUAAUAUGUCAGAUUGUAUGUAAACAAUGGAUGCAGCUCCAGCAUUCAAGAGUGUGAAUACUUAAACCGGACACAGACCUGCAUUCUUUAGAAGAACCAGCAGAGGGCGCCUCCUCAUUAAAAAAUCAAUUCUUAAGGUAAAGAUGGAAAAACCCUCCCGCUUCUUUGAUCUGCCGCUUUCCUGUUGAGUUUAUGGCCUCCGUCACUAUUUUUAUGUCUUACUGAAUACAGCAUGAUUGUUUUAUUUUGUAAAUUAUGGCCCCGCUUAGGCUAUAAGGAUACAAAACAAAAUGGUAUGCUUUAUGAUAGGCUAGUUGCUACUGUGUGACCAUGAAGUGUCCUUGGUUAAUCUGUCAGAUUCACCCCUCCCUUCGGAUGUGUUGCUUGCUGACCAGAAUGCUUCAGAACUGGACCUCACUGUGCCAACAUCCAUCUUUUAUAUACAGUCUAUGUUGACAGCUACUAAGUGAAAUUACUUUUUAUUAUUCAUUUUCUUAAUUGUUGUAGGUUAAAUCAGGGCAUUGUUGUGAAAUAUAAACGUCAUUCCACCUGUAUUGUUACUUUGGUUCAAAACAUUGUUGCUGGUACCCUCACAAGGUAUUUGUGAGGGUGGCAGAAUGCAGAUAUUAACAAUUGUUACAGAUGAUAGCAACAGUUGUUGACACAGCUUCUCAGAUCCCUUCUCUGCUGCUGAUAAUGACUUCUUGCCAACGUUUGAGAUAUAUGGUCAAUGUUCAGUCACGCUCAGUUCAGUUCAAUUAAAAUGUCAAAGUAAUCUUGAUUUACUGUAGUUUGUUUGUAAUGGACAGCAUACACUCAGUGGCCACUUUAUUAAGUACAUCUUGCCAGUACUGUUUUUGCCUUCUGAUCUACUCUAAUUCUUCAUGGCACAGAUUCAACAAGAUGUUUGAAACAUUUCUCAGGGAUAUUGGUCCAUUUAGAGAUGAUAGCAUCACACAGUUACUGCACAUCCAUGUUGUGGAUGACCUGUUUCACCACAUUCUAAAGGGAUUAUUGGAUUGGAUUGAGAUCUGGUGACUGUGCAGGCCACCACUACCAGUCUGAACCUUUAAUUAUGAAAGUGAGAUCGAUCCAUACUUGCAUAUUGUUUAUGCCAAAUUCUGACCCUACCAUCCUCUUGUUCUCGUAACUUUCUGUUGUUCAGUUUUUGUAGCCUGAGUUUCCCAUUCUUAGCUUUGCCUUAAUUUUCUUAUGCUUGCAUAAUGACAAUAAGACAAUCCCCUCUUACUGAGAGGAGUGGCACCUGCUGCGAUCAUCUCUAUCUGCUUCAAGGCUGGACAUAUUAUGUUUUAAGACAUGUUUUUUUUUGCAUAGCCUGAAUGGGUGCAUAACUGCUAAUCUAAAUUAUUAUUGUUGACAGCAGUUUCUGCCAUACUCAUUCAAACAACCCUGUCACAUUCAGUGUCAGUAAAUUACUUUUUCUCCCCGCUCUGACGCUCGGUUUAAACGUCAGUAGAUCAUCUCAACAACAAACACAGCCCUCAAUGCUUUGAAUUGCUGCCAUGUGAUCGACUGCUUAGAUAAUUCUAUUAUAAAGCAGUUGAACCUAAUAAAGUGGCCAGUGAGUGUAUAUCUCAUGUAUUUGCUGUAAAUGCUAUUUUGUUAAUAAAGUUAAUUGUUCCCACGAUUUUAGGAUCAACAGUU